UCCUCUCAGCAGUCUCUCCUCUCACACCACCUCAGUGCUACAGACUUCCUCUUAAACCAUGUCUGCCAGAACUAUGAAGACCACCACCUUCUCCACUGUGUCCUCACCCAGGGCCCGAACACAGGGCUUCAGCAGCCGCUCCUUCUCUGGCUAUGGAGGUCAAGGUGUGGGGAGUGCCAGGCAGAGCUAUGCUGGAUGCAGCUCUUAUGGAGGAUUGGGCAGCAGUGGUGCUGCUGUGGGUGCUGGGGGGUUUAAGAUGGUCAGUGGGUUUGUCGCUGGGGGAUCUGGACAAAGAGUAGGUGGUGUAGAGCUUGGAUAUGCAGGCUUUGGUGGAGGUUUAGCAGGUGGCAUGGCCAAUGAAGCUGUGGCCCCCAUCACAGCAGUGACAGUGAAUAAGAGCCUGUUGGCUCCCUUGAACCUGGAGAUUGACCCCACCAUCCAGGCAAUCCGUACCCAAGAGAAGGAGCAGAUCAAGACCCUGAACAACCGCUUUGCUUCCUUCAUUGAUAAGGUACGCUUCCUUGAACAGCAAAACAAAAUGCUUGAGACCAAAUGGAAACUUGUGCAGGAACAGACCGCGUCUCACUCAAAUAUCGACGCUAUGUUUGAGGCCUACAUUGCCAACCUGCGUAAGCAGCUGGAUAACUUGGGUCAUGAAAAAGUCAAACUGGAAUCUGACCAGCAUCACGUGGCAGGCCUGGUCGAGGACUUCAAAACCAAGUAUGAGGAUGAGAUCAACAAGCGCAAUGAGAGUGAGAACAACUUUGUCCUAUUAAAGAAGGACACAGACGCAGCCUACAUGAUCAAAGUAGACCUUGAGGCCAAACUGGAUGGACUGUCCGAUGAGAUUGAAUUCCUGAGGCAGCUCUUUGAUGCAGAAAUUAAUGAGCUGCAGAGCCAGAUAAAGGAAACAUCUGUUGUGGUGGAGAUGGACAACAGCCGCAAUCUUGACAUGGACGCCAUUAUCGCUGAAGUGCGUGCCCAGUAUGAAGAUAUCGCCAGAAGGAGCAGAGAGGAGGCUGAGUCAUGGUAUCAGACAAAGUAUGCAGAAAUGCAGCAGUCAGCAGGUAGAUAUGGAGACGACCUGAAGUCAACCAGGGCUGAGGUCGCUGACAUUAACCGCAGGAUAAUGAGACUCCAGUCUGAAAUCGACAUGGUCAAAGCUCAGCGAAGCAGUUUGGAAACUCAGAUCGCAGAGGCUGAGGAGCGCGGCGAGCUGGCGGUGAAAGACGCCAAACAGCGCAUCAGAGACUUGGAAGAAGCUCUUCAGAGAGCCAAACAGGAUAUGGCACUGCAAGUCCGCCAGUACCAGGAACUUAUGAAUGUUAAGCUGGCUCUGGACAUUGAGAUUGCUACAUACAGGAAACUGCUCGAAGGAGAGGAGAGCAGGAUGGUGACUGGAAUUCAGACCACUGUGUCCAAGCAGACUUCUGUGAACUACAAUGCCUUCGCUCUGGAGAGUUCCUGUAUCCCAUCCUACGUCAGCUGUUCCUUUGAUAAAGCCAAAGCGAGCAGUGGUUCACCGUCAGCCAUCGAGGAAGCUGCAGUGAAGAGCGCCACUGUCACCAAGACGGAGACAGUGGUGAUGAAGACCGAGGACAAGACAGAGAAAGAGGAGGAGAAGGAGGAGGAGGAACAGGCAGCAACUGAGGAGCCAGAUGCUGUGGAGAAGAAGGAGCAGGAGCAGGUGGAGCCUGAAGCUGUAGCCGAAGAGUGAUUUUCUAUCCUGUUUUGAGAAUUUUACAAUUUUUUGUUGGAGAUCAAGAAAAAUCAUGACCUUUUCUCCCUGUUAUUAAGUCACAAAAAAGAUGUUUGUCAACUCCAAGAACACACAAGUUUUCUUCAGAUAUCUUUGAUAAGGUGGUGCUUAUUGAGCUUAAAUAUCCAGACCACAACCCUAUAACACCAAGCAUAUUGAUAUAUGAGUUUAUGGGACCUCUCAUAAACCAGAUGUAUGCAAUCAGACACAUGCAAUGCACAAAAACACUGUAUGUAGCAAAAGUGAUACAAAUUAAAACUCAUGUAUGCAAAUUGAUAUUUUAAUUUGCCAGAAGGUUCAAUAAACACUGGAGUUAAAAAAAACUAAACAAAAAAAACAUUUCUUCUAAUUACUUCAUGGUUCAGGCUUUUCAGGGUUAAGUAAUGACUGCACCAUGCUUUUUAAGCCACAAGAUGGCAGUAUUUCUUGUGUUUUCACUUAGUGUGCCUUCACCAGCAGGAGGCACUGCAUCGUUUCAACCUGUUAUUCACAGUGUAACAGCUAUUAAAGGGGGUAAUUUCUAUGCUGAGCAGAGUAUGGCAAACUUGUUGUAGUGAAACACUUAAAUGUGAUGCAUAGCAGCCACACAAGUUCUCACAAUGUCCUGUUUG
This is a messenger RNA of Archocentrus centrarchus (flier cichlid), 2370 nucleotides long. Its product is annotated as keratin, type II cytoskeletal 8-like. The record is from RefSeq and is a predicted model, not a curated record. Gene Ontology annotation, biological process: keratinization; intermediate filament organization. NCBI's taxonomy places the organism in Eukaryota, Metazoa, Chordata, Actinopteri, Cichliformes, Cichlidae. Gene Ontology annotation, cellular component: keratin filament. The coding region runs from base 59 to 1717 and encodes 552 amino acids. The transcript has 9 exons. Gene Ontology annotation, molecular function: structural constituent of skin epidermis.